Messenger RNA from Arachis ipaensis, 2155 nucleotides. The record is from RefSeq and is a predicted model, not a curated record. NCBI's taxonomy places the organism in Eukaryota, Viridiplantae, Streptophyta, Magnoliopsida, Fabales, Fabaceae.
UGAGAAUUAGACAGAGACUGGUAAGAACAAAAAAGAUAAAUUAAGGUAUAACUUGAUAAAAAAUGUUAAAGAGGUGGACGUGCCGGAGUGGUUAUCGGGCAUGACUAGAAAUCAUGUGGGCUCUGCCCGCGCAGGUUCGAAUCCUGCCGUUCACGUUUUUUCAUUGCAAUGUUGUUUUUGUUGUUUUUACAUCCAAUUGCAAUGUAUCUUCACUUUUCCUCCCAAUCCCAUGAAUGACGAAACCAAACAUGAAUACAACAGCAUUAGCCAUGAUCAAGCAAUGCAGAAACAUAAGACAACUCCAGCAAGUCCACGCCUACACCAUCACCACCGGAGCAUUGCCCCUAAACCCCGUAACCAUCCUCAACAACAUCCUCGUCACGCUCACAAACUUAAUCGCCAACGCCAACACUUGUUCCCAUUCCAUUUCUUCGUUAACCUACGCACUCUCCCUUUUCCACUCCAUCGCAAACCCCAACACAUUCUCUUACAACAACCUUAUCAGAAUCCACACCCUCCUCUCCUCCCCUUCCUCCGCCCUCUACAACUUCAUCACCCUCCGCCGCCUCUCCCUCGCCCCUGACUUCCACACCUUCCCUUUUGCGUUCAAGGCAUGUUCCCUCCUCCCUUCUUCUUCUUCCAUCUCCAUCGCCCUCUCGCUACACUCCCAGGCCUUCAAAUUCGGCUUUCUUGCCAAUCCUUUCUCCCUCAACGCCCUCAUAUGCGUUUACUCCCUCCAUCGCCGCGUCCACGAUGCCCACAAGCUGUUCAACGAGAGUUCUCACAGGGAUGUUGUCUCUUAUAAUGCCAUGGUUCAUGGGUUCGUUAAAAUUGGUGAGACUACGCGCGCGCGGGAACUGUUUGACGAAAUGCCAGAACGAGAUUCUGUUUCUUGGGGCACCAUGAUUGCCGGUUAUAGCAACGCGAAGCUGUGUUAUGAAGCCAUUGAUUUGUUUAAUGAGAUGAUUGGAUUGGGGAUUAGGCCAGAUAAUAUAGCUCUGGUAAAUGUUCUCUCGGCUUGUGCUCAAACGGGAGAGUUGGAACAGGGUAGGAUAGUGCAUGAUUACAUUACAAGGAAUGGGAUUCGGAUUGAUUCGUAUCUGGCCACUGGGUUGGUGGACCUGUAUGCAAAGUGUGGCUGUCUUGAGAAGGCAAGGGAUGCGUUCGAGUCAUGCAAUGAUAAAGAUGUGUUCACGUGGAAUGCCAUGCUUAUUGGGCUUGCAAUUCAUGGUAAAGGUUUAACUUUGCUGGAUUAUUUCUCUAGGAUGAUUGCUGCAGGAGUUAAGCCUGAUGGGAUCACCUUCCUGGGUGUUUUGGUGGGGUGCAGCCAUGCAGGUCUGGUUGAUGAAGCAAGAAAGCUUUUCAAUGACAUGGAAAGUGUGUAUGGGGUUGGUAGAGAGCACAAGCAUUAUGGGUGCAUGGCUGAUAUGUUGGGGAGAGCAGGGUUGCUUGAAGAGGCUGUUGAGAUGAUAAAAGGGAUGCCAAGUGGUGGAGAUGUGUUUGCGUGGGGUGGGUUGCUGGGUGGGUGUAGGAUCCAUGGAAACGUUGAGGUUGCAAAAAAAGCAGCACAGCAAAUCAUGAAGAUAAAGCCUGAGGAUGGCGGGGUUUAUUCUGUAAUGGCUAAUAUUUAUGCUCAUACAGAGCAAUGGGAUGAUUUAGCUAAAAUUAGGCGAUCAUUCGGUGCCAACAGGAGGGCCAAGAAGAUUAAUGGCCUCAGUUCAGUCAGAUUGGAUGACGUAAACUAGAACACUCAACACUGACAUCAAAGGAGUGCAUGAAUAAGGCACACUCUCUGGUCUUCCGCAUUUCUGAACUUUUCCGUUUCGUAUAGCUUUGCACACAGAACGAAAACAAAACGAAGAGAAAUGCAGAUUAGAAAGGGAUGAAGCCAAUAGAGUUUUGGAUUGGGGGAGAUGCUGGGAGGGGAAGCUAAUCGCCUUCUUGAACGACCAUGGGAGAAGGUGGGAACCGUAGUAAAGGGAACGCAUCAGGGUUUUGAAAUGAGACGAGGUUGUUGGAAGUCUGCUGCUGGGAGCCAGGGGCCGACUCUCGGUACAUUUCCGCCGCCGGUGACCGAAUAUUCGCUGGAAAAUAGAAGCGAUGUGGUGAUACUGGGAUAAACUGAUAAUGCUACCUUACCCGAGAAAGAAAAAAA